This is a messenger RNA of Fonsecaea nubica, 1062 nucleotides long. RefSeq lists its product as hypothetical. Gene Ontology annotation, molecular function: oxidoreductase activity. Lineage: Eukaryota; Fungi; Ascomycota; Eurotiomycetes; Chaetothyriales; Herpotrichiellaceae. The transcript is spliced from 3 exons. The record is from RefSeq and is a predicted model, not a curated record. The coding region runs from base 1 to 1062 and encodes 353 amino acids.
AUGUCCCUUCCCAAGACUACCCCUGCCUGGAUCAUUGAAUCCACUAAAGCCGACACACCAGGGUGGGGAAAUCUCAAAUAUGUCGAGGACUACCCUGUCCAAGAACUGGGCGAGAACGAUUGCUUGGUCCAGAUUCAAGCAGUUUCUCUAAACUAUCGAGACCUGAUCAUCCCAAAGGGCCUCUAUCCAUUGCCGCUCAACAUCCCUUGUGUUGCGGCCUCGGAUGGUGCAGGCAAAAUCCUAGCUGUGGGCUCCAAAGUCACGCAGUUCGGAGAAGGUGACAAGGUGGUCACCCAGUUCACCCAAGCGCACCAAUAUGGACCUGUUACGGCGGACAUGAUGAGCACGACCUUGGGCGGCACUGCCCAUGGGUGUCUACGCAAGUAUGCCGUCUUCCCAGCUUCGGGUCUCGUGCAUGCACCGUCCAAUCUUACUCCAACUGAGGCGGGGACCUUGACUUGUGCGCCCCUCACGUCGUGGAAUGCCCUUUUUGGCCUUCAGUCUCGAGCCUUGAAACCUGGAGACGUGGUUCUCACUCAGGGAACAGGCGGUGUGUCGCUUUCGGCCCUUCAGUUCGCCAAAGCUUCUGGGGCGACGGUCAUUGCGACAACCUCGUCAGAGGAGAAGGCCAAGCGUUUGGAAAAGCUGGGAGCCGACAUUGUCAUCAACUACAAGACGGACCCGAACUGGGGGGAGACGGCGAAGAGCCUUUCCCCCGGUAAAGUGGGUGUGGACCAUGUUAUUGAGGUUGGUGGGCCUGGCUCGAUGGCUCAGUCCCUCAAAGCUAUCAAACCCGAAGGCGUGAUUUCGGUGAUCGGAUUCCUGGGUGGCCCUAAGGCGGAGGACGUGCCCAGCACGCUGGCGGCCCUGUCUGCAGGCUGCAUCAUCCGGGGCAUCUUGAUAGGAUCCAAGGCGCAACUGAUCGAGAUGAACCGAUGCAUUGACGCGAACAACAUUCACCCGGUGGUGGACGAGAAGACGUUUAGCUUCAAGGAUGCGCACGAGGCUUACGAAUACCAGUGGCAGCAGAAGAACUUUGGCAAGGUUGUGAUUCAGCUCUGA